AUGGUCAAUUUAGCUUCAAUUUUUACCGUUUUGGCACUCACGAGUGCACAAUUAAUUACCCAACCCAUCAAACGUGAUGAGGCAGACGCUUAUACCCAAUACCCGUCAGUUCCGAAAACUGCAUCCAUAAAUGGAUUCGCCGACCGUAUCUAUGCCUUGGUUCCUGAUUGUGCAAAGGAUUGCUUGAGAGAAUCAACAGGAAGCACCCCCUGCCCAUACUGGGACACCGGUUGUUUGUGUAUCAUGCCGACGUUCGCAGGCGCGAUCGGAAACUGUAUUGCCGACAACUGUCGCGGCAACAACGUCGUUGUCGCCACCAGCUUGGCCUACUCCAUCUGCUCCUCUGCCGGUGUAUGGGAGCCUUACUGGAUGCCCCCAGCCAGUGUCACUACCAGGUUGAACGAAGCCGCUGCUGCUGAACCAACCGACGAAACCUCUUCUCCGCAAGAAGAGACUUCCGCUGUGGAAGAGACCUCUGCUCAAGAGCCACAACACUCGUCCUCUGAACAACCUGAAGAAACCAGUGCUGCUGCACAACCUGAAGAGACCAGUACUGCUGAAGAAUCUAGUUCUGCUAUUGAAGAAACCUCUGCUGUUGUUGAAGAAACAUCUACUGUUGUUGAAGAAACAUCUACUGUUGCUGAAGAAUCUAGUCCUGCUGUUGAAGAAACCUCUGCUGCUGAGCAAACUAGUUCUGCUAUUGAAGAAACUAGUUCUGCUGUUGAAGAAACCAGUUCUGCUGCUCAAUCUUCUGCUGCUGCUCAACCAUCUAGUGCUGAUGAAGAAACCUCUACUGCUGCUCAAGAAUCUUCUGCUGUUCAAUCAUCAAGUAGUGCUGAUGAAGAAACAUCUACUGCUGCUGAAGAAACAUCUACUGCUGCUCAAUCAUCUGGUGCUGCUGAAGAAACUAGUUCUGCAGUUGAAUCAUCUACUGCUGCUGAGGACUCUGCUGUAUCUAGUGCUGGACAACCUGAAAAUACAUCUACUGCUGCUGAAGAAUCAUCUUCUGCUCAAGAUGAAACAUCAAGUAGUGCUGCUCAAGAUGAAACAUCAAGUAGUGCUGCUCAAGAUGAAACAUCAAGUAGUGCUGCUGAAGAAGAAACAUCAAGUAGUGCUGUUGAAGAAUCAUCUAGUAAUCUUGAACCGUCAUCUGCUGAAGAAUCUAGUUCUGCUGCUGACUCUAGUGUUGCUCAUGAAUCUAGCGCUAUCUUAGAAUCUAGUGCUGAAGAAUCCACUACUGCUCCUGAUGAAUCCACUGCUGCCCCGGAAUCAUCUGCAGAUGCUACUUCCUCCGCUUCGGAAUUCAGUACCACUGAAGAAUCUUCUGCUGAUGAAACUUCUACUGCUGCUGAAUCUAUUUCAACUGUACCAACUUCAAGUGUUGAAGACAAUGAUGAAUCCACCUCAUUUUCUUCAGAAAUUCCAUCGGCCACCCCAUCUUUAGUUACUUGUUACAUUAAUGCUGUUGCUGUUGAUGAAGUUGAUCUUGAAACUGGUGUCUGUGAUUUCGAAAUUCCAAAUGAAUUGGAAACUUUCUUCAACUUUGCCUCCGUCAAUGAUUAUGACAUCCAAUAUUACUACGCUCGUGUCAGUGGUAACCAAUACACUAAUGAUAUCCGUUCUGCUGGAAGAGUUGUUAGUAUCCCAGCUAGAGUUUUAUACAACUUGUUCACUCAACUACAUCAAGUUCAUUUAACGAACACUGGUACACAAGAACAACGUAGGAAGAGAGACGAAGUUGAUGAUUUUAUUGACUCCAUUUCUGAAACUGAUGGUACCCCACUUGAUGUUUAUCUUUCUGUUGGUACACCAUAUCUUCCAGAUACUUCUAGUAGUGCUGAAUCCGAAUAUCCAUCAACUCAAGAAUCUUCAACUGAACCAGAGUCCACUGCAGUGCCAGAAUCUUCUGUUGAAGAGGAAUCCACCACCGAACCAGAAUCAAGUAGUGAACCAGAAUCCACUACCGAACCAGAAUCAAUAACUGAAGAAGAAUCAACAACUGAAGAAGAAUCUAAGUCAACAGGAGAAACUGAAUCAAGUGACUUACCAGGCACUCUUACAGUUACCGAAACUUGUACUGAUGAUGAAGGUCACGUGACUACUGAAACUGUUAUCAUCACUUCUCAUGUUACUGAAUACUGUGAACAAACGUCUGCUUCUGCUAAACAAUCCUCUGCUUGUGACGAGCAAUCCAGUGCCAAGUCCGAACAAAGCUCUGCCUCGAAGGAGCAAGACAAGGUUGUCACCACCAUCUACUCCUGUGAAUCGGCCAAGAGCUCUCUUGAAUCUGUCAAGUCCAGUGCUGAAUCUGCCCACAAGACCGACAUUGUUGCCAGCUGUGAAAGUGAAUUGAGUUCCAUCAAAUCCGUUGAGUCUGUUGCUUAUGUUACUCUUACUUCAUUGAUUGAAGUUCAAGAAUCAUGCAUUGCCAAACAAACUUCUUUGGUCGAAGUUCAAUCGUCUGCUGCUUCUGUCCAAUUGAGUGCUGCACAUGCACAAGAAUCAUCGCGUGCUGUUGAUUAUGCCAAAUCUGCUGUCUCAGAAGCAUCCAAGGCUGGUGAUAGAGUUGAGACUGUCAUUGAACACACUACAUUGACUGUUGGACAUGAUACUGCUGAACAAACUACUGUUGAACAAACUACUGUUGCUGCCGGCACUCACUCUGGUGCUGAAUCAGUACAAAUUCAAACCAGUACUGUUGGUGAACAUUCUACUACUACUUCUCCAGCUGUUGAAGUUGCCAAUUCAGCUGUUUCAAGAACCACUAAUGCCAUUGGUUUGUUGAUUUCUACUGGUAUUUUAAUUGGAUUUUUCAUUUAG
Molecule: messenger RNA, 2820 nt
Organism: Candida tropicalis MYA-3404
Lineage: Eukaryota; Fungi; Ascomycota; Pichiomycetes; Serinales; Debaryomycetaceae
Product: CFEM domain-containing protein
Exons: 1
Coding region: 1-2820 (939 amino acids)
Source: RefSeq, a predicted model, not a curated record